CGUGCUGUCGACCCUCGAUUCUCUGUACGGACCGCUUCUCCUCCGCGGGUCCAGAGUCGCUCUUGUAAACGGGAUUUGACGUGCCAGAGAAAGGUAUCUAUCUACCGUGGUUGUUCGGUCGUUGAGCUGAAAGAGGGUCCAAGUCAAAGUCAGAGUCAGGCCUCCGGUUCCGGGUGUGAAUUGUCUUCAUCGUCCCAUCAGCCGUCCACAAAACCGGUCAGAUUAUUACAUAAUAUUGUCUCCCGCGGCGCGCGCACGACUGAACACGGUUCGGUCUGGGAUCUUAUCGCGGGUCCAGCUCCCGCUCUCACUCUCACUCUCACUCUCACUCUCACUCUCGCUCUCUCUCUCUCUCACCUUCUCACUCCCACCCUUCUCACCUCUCACACCGCGAGCCCGGACAGACCCUCGGUGAAGAGUGAAAAGGGACGGACUGACAGCUCGCCAAGCCUUUAGGAGUAAAGUGGGAAAAAACCAAAAAGCGGGACGGACCACAGGGAAACAAAAAAACGAUGAGCACCGAGACCAUCUCUUUCCCCGGCGCCAAGUCGCCCGGCAUCACCAAUGUCACCCGCCACGCCUGGAUCACCUCGGACGACGUCGAGGCCGCCGAGUCGUCCCGGCGCGGGCCCUUUGAGCCGCACGACGACCACGACGGCGACUUCGUCACCACCACCGAGGACCGCGACCUGAAGCGCGGCCUCGAGCAGCGCCACCUGUCCAUGCUGGGUAUCGCCGGCGCCAUCGGCACCGGCCUCUUCCUCGGCCUCGGCGGCGCCAUCCAGACCGGCGGUCCCCUUGGCGCCCUGCUCGGCUACGCCACCGUCGGCCUCAUCGUCUGCUCCGUCCAGUUCGCCCUCGGCGAGGUCUCGGCCCUGCUGCCCGUCACCGGCUCCUUCGUCCGCCACGCCGAGUUCCUCGUCGACCCGGCCUGGGGCUUCGCCAUCGGCUGGAACCUCGUCUACGGCAACAUCCUCUCCAUCCCCUCCGAGAUCACCGCCAUCUGCGUCCUCUUCGAGUUCUGGACCGACCUGAACCCCUCCGUCUUCAUCGUCGUCUUCAUCGUCCUGACCUUCGUCGUCGGCAUUGCCUUCAUCCGCGUCUUCGGCGAGGUCGAGUUCUUCUUCGCCUUGCUCAAGAUCCUGCUCGUCGUCUUCCUCAUCAUCCUCGGCCUCGUCAUCGACCUCGGCGGCGUCCCCGGCACCCCGCGCAUCGGCUUCCGCUACUGGCAGAGCCCCGGCCCCUUUGUCGAGCACAUCGCCACCGGCGACUGGGGCAAGUUCCUCGGCUACUGGGGCGUCAUGACGAGCGCCGUCUUCUCCUUCGCCGGUGUCGAGUCCCUCGCCAUGGCCGCCGCCGAGACCCAGAACCCGCGCCGCGCCAUCCCCCGCGCCUGCAAGCGCGUCUUCGCCCGCAUCGUCCUCUUCUACAUGCUCGCCGUCCUCGUCGUCGGCAUGCUCGUCGCCAGCAACGACCCGCGCCUCGACGACGCCUACGGCACCGCCGCCCAGAGCCCCUUCGUCAUCGCCGCCUCCGCCGCCGGCAUCCCCGCCAUCCCCAGCGUCGUCAACGCCGUCGUCAUCACCUCGGCCUGGUCCGCCUCCAACCAGAGCCUGCUCGCCGGCACCCGUGUGCUGUUCGGCCUCGCCCUCAAGGGCCAGGCCCCCAAGAUCUUCCUCCGCACCACCGCCUGGGGCACCCCCUACGUCUGCGUCCUGCUCUUCACCUGCUUCAUGCUCCUCAGCUUCAUGAGCCUGUCCAACGGCGCGCUGACCGUCUUCUGGUGGCUCGUCGACCUGACCGCCGCCGGCGUGCUGGUGUCGUGGUCCGCCAUCCUGUUCAACCACAUCCGCCUUAAGAAGGCUAUGAAGAAGCAGGGAAUCGACUUUGCCAGGCUGCCCUGGAACAACUCGUGGACCUUCUACAGCUCACACGCCGCGCUGUUUAUGUGUAUCUUGAUCCUGUUCACCAGCGGUUUCGAGGUUUUCACCAAGGGCAACUGGAGCGCCAGCGGCUUCGUCUCGUCCUACUUGGAUAUCCCGCUCGUCACGCUGGCGUUCCUCAUCUGGAAGUUCGUCAAGAAGACCAAGGCCGUCUCGCUGGACAACAUCCCGCUGCACGAUGCUAUUGAGCAGGCUGAUGCGUAUCCCGAGGAGCCAGAAGUCAAGAAGACUGGCCCAAUUCGCUUCGUCAGCUGGCUCUGGGAGUGAUUCUCCACCCCGUACUCAGCCUCAGUCAUAACCUAAUAACGAUCCCAAUCUUGACGUUGGGAACCAUUAAUGAUGUAAACAUAUUUUCAACACAUACACUGUAUAUAUUAUUUACCUAGACACCCGGGAAGUAGAUCGGGCGCAAAC
This is a messenger RNA of Colletotrichum destructivum, 2357 nucleotides long. Its product is annotated as Putative amino acid permease/ SLC12A domain-containing protein. The record is from RefSeq and is a predicted model, not a curated record. Gene Ontology annotation, biological process: amino acid transmembrane transport. The coding region runs from base 513 to 2210 and encodes 565 amino acids. Gene Ontology annotation, molecular function: amino acid transmembrane transporter activity. Gene Ontology annotation, cellular component: membrane. NCBI's taxonomy places the organism in Eukaryota, Fungi, Ascomycota, Sordariomycetes, Glomerellales, Glomerellaceae. The transcript has 3 exons.